This is a messenger RNA of Wyeomyia smithii (pitcher-plant mosquito), 1585 nucleotides long. Its product is annotated as senecionine N-oxygenase-like. The record is from RefSeq and is a predicted model, not a curated record. The coding region runs from base 73 to 1359 and encodes 428 amino acids. The transcript is spliced from 2 exons. Lineage: Eukaryota; Metazoa; Arthropoda; Insecta; Diptera; Culicidae. Gene Ontology annotation, molecular function: NADP binding; flavin adenine dinucleotide binding; N,N-dimethylaniline monooxygenase activity.
UCUGUUGGGUUUUAGUUCGUUGAAACGCAUACGCGAUCGGAUGUAGGACUUAAGUAGUUCUGUAGUGAAGUAAUGGAGCGCACAUCCCGGACGUACUGUAUAAUUGGUGCUGGAAAGGCUGGAAUAGCGACGGCCAGGCAAGUGCUGGAAUCGGGCGGUCAAGUUGUACUUUUUGAGCAGACCGACCAAAUCGGAGGUACCUGGAACUAUACGGACGCCGUGGGAAAGGACAAGUAUGGGCUGGAUAUCCACACUAGCAUGUACCAAGGGCUGCGGACGAACCUACCGAAGGAGGUUAUGGGCUUUCCGGAUUUUCCGAUUCUUGGGCAAAAGGAGUCGUACAUUCCGUCGGAAGAUAUUCUGAAAUUUCUUCAACUGUACGCGGAUAAGUUUGACGUUACACGGCAUGUGCGUUUCGAGCACCACGUUAUGUUGGUUGAACCCUCGGAUGGGCCCAGAAAGUGGAAGGUACAAGUGGAGAAUUUACCGAAGAACAGUGUGGAAUCCUUUUUCUAUGAUUUUGUUUUUAUUUGCAAUGGGCACUAUCAUACACCAAUGAUACCGGAUUAUCCUAACAAGCAACUUUACCGAGGAAAGCAGCUACACAGUCAUGACUAUCGAUCACCGAAGCAUUUUCAAGAUGAAACUGUGCUCGUAAUAGGAGCAGGUCCUUCCGGUAUGGAUUUGGCAUUGGAAAUAUCCAAAACAGCCCACCACGUGACUAUGAGCCAUCACACGAAAGAACCGUUCAAAACCAUUUUUCCCACAAAUCUUACCCAGAAGUCUGACGUUAAAAAAUUUACGACCUCUGGCGUGUUAUUCGAGGAUGGCACACAGGAAGAUUUCACCGUCAUACUGUACUGCACCGGAUAUCGUUAUAGUUUUCCCUUCCUCGGCAGUAACUGUGGAAUCACAGUUGAUGACAACUGCGUACAGCCGUUAUACAAGCACUGCAUCAACAUUAAUCAACCUACGAUGGCCUUCAUCGGACUUCCGUACUACGUUUGCGCGGCUCAGAUGUUCGAUCUGCAGGCGCGAUUUUGUCUCCGGUAUUAUUGCGGGGAUGCCGAGCUGCCAACUAGAGUUGAGAUGCUAGCUGACAUGCAACGACAGAUGGAGCAACGGUGGCAACAAGGAUACCGUAAAAGACAGGCUCACAUGAUGGGACCUGCCCAGGGAGAUUACUAUGACGAUCUGGCCAACACGGCCGGACUGGAGCCGAUCAAACCGGUGAUGACGAAACUGCACAACGAAAGUAGCCAACGGUUUAACGAUGAUUUGCUGCACUUUAGGGACGACGUUUUUCGAAUAUUAGAUGAUGACACAUUUGAAGAACUACAGGUUUCCAGAGCAAAGUAAUUGAGAAGUUAGGCUAGCUUUUAUUAAAUUUAGAUUGCAUUGUACACGAUAUGCAAACCAACUAAAUAACAUAUAGUCAAAAUUACCAAAUCUCGUAAACCUAGAAAUGAAUGUUAGGAGAAAAGUAAAUAGCGCCUAUCAUUUCUGGCUUCCUUCUUAUUUGGUUUAGGUUUUUAUUACUGAAAAAUAAAUCUGGGAACCAAGCAAUGCAAGAAUGUUAUGGUCA